GUACAUUCUCUAGGCUCGUAUUUAAUUCUUUGUUUCAAACGGUCCGUCGGGAGAUGAAAUAAAAAAUGACGGAUACAGAAAUCGCACCGGAACCAUUCAAAGUACGUUUUUUCAUCCUGGCUCCUCCAGUGACGUUACUACUGUUUGGACAAGCGUUGACAGGAACGGUCCUGACUGACUUAAUUUUGUACCGCACCUGUCUAUUCUCACUGAAUAUCAAUCGCACCGAGUGCAAUAUCCUUCGAACCAAUGCCAGUAGCCCGGAAGCAAUCAAGUUGGAGGCGGAAGUUCAGCCGUACGCAAGUAUGAUCCUGUUGGCGAAGUCGUUGAUAGAAAAUUUAUUGCCAGCAGUCGCUUCUCUGUUUCUUGGUUCUUGGAGCGAUCGAGCUGGAAGAAGACCGCUUUUUUUAUUAUCGUUAGCAGGUUUUACCAUACUGCACGUAUCACACACUCUGAUUUCAAUUUGGGACACGAAUCCUUGGUACUUGGUGAUCCCUUCGGUCCCAGCAUUUAGCUUCGGUGGAGUUUGUGCCGUGAUGAUAGCAGCGAUGUGUCAUAUCUCUGAUAUUACUGCGGAAAAGGAGAGAACGAUGCUCAUGACUUGGCUUCAGGCAUCGGUGUUUCUCGGAAUUAUACUCGGCAGAUUUAUCACGCCUUGGAUUUUCGAACACUAUGGUUAUACAGCUGUAUUCGGCGCAUCGGCGGUAUGCUGCAUAUUGGCGUUAACUUACACUUACUUCAUUGUCCCAGAAACAGUGAGAGAUGCCUCUGAGGAAUCGAUACGUGAAGUAUUUAGGAUCUCUUCCAUUCGAGAACUUCUUCUCAGCUCCUUGCAGAAGCGAAAUGGUUUUCAUCGACCGGUUGUCUGGUUCGCCAUUUUCGCCCUUACUCUGACUGGAUUGGUUUUCCAAGGAGAAAUCAGCAUUGAAUUUUUAUUUACAAGAGCGCGGCUGGGCUGGGAUGUCCAACAUUAUUCUUAUUGCAGCGGCAUUGGUUACAUGCUGAGUAUGCCAUGCAUAGUCAUUGGAGUCACAUUAUUCAGUCGCGUUUUAGGCUUCUCAGAUACUCUUAUAAGUGGCAUAGCAUUCGCAGCGUGUCUGGGCGGUUCGCUCACAGAAGCUCUCGCGACGAAAAGUUGGCACAUUUAUCUCGCGGCUAGUAUCGGAUUUUUUGGUGGAGCUGUGGAACCUGUCAUGCGAUCUGUAAUAUCAAAGUCCGUACCUGCAAAAGACAUUGGCAAAGUGUUAUCCCUCACCAAAUCACUCGAAACGUUAAGUCCGUUGGCCGGAGCUCCACUCUACACAUUAAUUUAUUCCCAUUAUUUACCACCGAUUUAUCCAUCGCCCGUUUACCUCCUUUCGACAAGUUUCUUCGCCGUGUUGAUACUUGUCACAGUGGGCAUAGGAAUACUAAUCCGAAAGUCUCGCGAUAUAAGCUACGUUCCUGUCAUUGCAGAGGAUAAUUAAAGUUCACGGUGGUAGUUAAGAUUCAACCAUGUCUAUGGUUUCAUUCCUGUAAAACAAUAGCGAGAUUCGAUGUUUAAACAAGCCAUUCUAUAAUUUAAAUAAUUUUUUAUCAUAACGCAAAAUGAAGUUAAACAGCCGCUUUAAACUCUCAUUUCGCUGUAAUUCCACUUGGGGCAAUCUGCAAAGUUGAUAUACUUGCAUGUAUGGUUAUUAAAAAUAUCAUUACACCAACUAACUGCGUAUUACAUGUAUGUCCUAUAUAAUAUGUAUUUAGAUUGCUGAUUUGUCAUAAUAUUUUAUUAAUGAUUGAGCAGUCACGUGUCGGUAAAUCACGCAAUACGAUAUUGGUAAGUCCCCGAGACCGAAAUACGCGGAAUAAACGGGUUAUCUGUAAAGUGCAAAUGUAUACCAGUACCUCACAUAUCCAUAAUCCCUGGUAGCUGCGAAGAGCUACAUUGUGACCCGGGGAUUUCCCUUCUACCUCGAGGAAUACAUAAUAAAUCUCUUCGCUAUCGGCGUCCAUAAAAGCUGUCGGAGAGUCGAGAAUCGUCACUCGCAGUUCCAGAUCAGA
Molecule: messenger RNA, 2037 nt
Organism: Neodiprion fabricii
Lineage: Eukaryota; Metazoa; Arthropoda; Insecta; Hymenoptera; Diprionidae
Product: tetracycline resistance protein, class D-like
Exons: 6
Coding region: 66-1466 (466 amino acids)
Biological process (GO): transmembrane transport
Cellular component (GO): membrane
Molecular function (GO): transmembrane transporter activity
Source: RefSeq, a predicted model, not a curated record